Messenger RNA from Capsaspora owczarzaki ATCC 30864, 3903 nucleotides. RefSeq lists its product as hypothetical. The transcript is spliced from 4 exons. The record is from RefSeq and is a predicted model, not a curated record. The annotation marks the transcript as partial. NCBI's taxonomy places the organism in Eukaryota, Filasterea, Ministeriida, Capsasporidae.
UUCCUCCUCUCCCACGUCUACACUCCCUAUGUCUCGUUUGACCGACUCCCUCUUGCCCCCGGUGAACCCAAUCACCCUCGUCACGGCGUCGCCCUUCUUGCCCGCAAAGGAAGCGACGACUGCCCAAUUGUCUCCAACCUCACGCUGAAACACGCAAUCCCCGGUCGCAUGAUUGUCGCCUCAGCAUCCAUCCAUGGCAUCACCACCCUCCUCGUGAACGUGUACGCUCCGGCCAGCGGCGACGCGUCCUUGCGCAUCAGGUUCCUCGAAGAAGUGGAAACCAUCAUCACCACGCACCUGCAUCCGAUCGUCGACGGAGAAGCGCAACCCGCCCUUCCGAUGAUUGUCGGCGGCGACUUCAACCUCUGCUUGAGCAAUCAACGCAACUACUUGUCCUCCUCUACUCAUCCCCCGCCAUUGGAUCUUGCGCAGAGGUUCUUUGCCAACCUGACCUCCCGGCUCAACCUGUCCGAGUCGUGGACGGAGUGCCACGGCAACAAGCAUCUGUACACCUGGUCCCCAACAGGCAACUCCCCUGGUUCCAGCAGACGCAUUGAUUACAUCUUCACCAACGAUGCAUUUCCCUUUACCCCCGUCUCCUUCGAGGCUAAGGAAACGAGGUCUGACCACCGAGCUCUCAUUGCGGCUUUCCACCACGUUGACCACCAACACCGUCCCCCUCCGCCAUUCAGACUGAACUCCCGGCUCCUGACGGACCAGCGUCUGUUGGACUUUGUCCACACGUGCAUUGAUCAGCUGAACGAGUCCAUCCGGCUGUCGAAAGAUCACGCCCCCCUGGCCUGGGACAUAGCCAAGGAAACGAGGUCUGACCACCGAGCUCUCAUUGCGGCUUUCCACCACGUUGACCACCAACACCGUCCCCCUCCGCCAUUCAGACUGAACUCCCGGCUCCUGACGGACAAGCGUCUGCUGGACUUUGUCCACACGUGCAUUGAUCAGCUGAACGAGUCCAUCCGGCUGUCGAAAGAUCACGCCCCCCUGGCCUGGGACAUUUUCAAAUCCAGAGUUGUCCGCUACGCGUCGUCCCUUGGCGCCUACGUGGCCAAAUGCAACCGCAUUGACGAGGAAGCUUGUCAUCAUCUCAUCACCCACGUCGAAUGCCUGAUGCAGGAUCCCCUGCUCACGGCGGACCAGCUCAAACGUCUCCAGGACGCCCGCUCUGGCGCUGUAGCUGAGCUCCAAGAAAUCGCUCGUACCAAGGCUGAAGGCGCUAGGUUGAGGUCGCACCACCUCUCGUGUGCCCUCACCGAACGCUGUACCAAGGUGUUCUUUAGCCUUGAGCGUGAGUGCAUCAAAGCCCAAACCAUUGCCAAACUCACGGUGAACGGCGAGGACUUUACUACUCCGAACGACAUAGCAUCCGUGCUGCACGACUUUUACUCCAAACUCUAUGACUCUGAACCAAUCGACGAGGCUGCCCUGAGCGAGGUCCUUGCGCAAGCAAAUCCGGCGCGAAAGCUGUCUCGAGCAGAACAGAAGUCACUGGGCGCGGAUCUCAACCCGUACGAGAUUGCUGUCGCUAUCGAGAACACUGCGCCUGACAAGAGCCCCGGUCCUGACGGCCUGACAGGUGCCUUCUAUCGCACAUUCCAGGCACGCCUCUGCUACGCAUUGUCCCACGUAGCCAACGCGGCGUACCGGAACAAACGCCUCCCUGACUCCAUGCUUGAAGGGUACCUGAAGGUCAUGUACAAGAAAGGCGCCCGCUCAGACCCGGGCAACUACCGACCAAUCACCUGUCUCAACGUGGACUCGAAGAUUAUUUCCAGAGCCUUGAUGGCGCGCUUUGCCUUGAUUGCUCCUGAGAUUGUCAACCUCAACCAGAACGGAUUUGUUCCUGGUCGUACCAUCGAUGCCAACAUCCAUCUCAUGCGCGACUUGCUCGAUUUGUGCCGCGUGUGCAACAUUCCGGGUGUUGCUGUCUUGCUGGACUCGGAAAAGGCAUUCGACAGAGUCGAUCACCAAUUCUUAUUCCAAGCACUCCGCAAGUACGGCGUCGGUGAGAGUUUCAUCAGUUGGAUGGAACUGCUCAACACUGGCUGCCAAUCCCGCGUUGUGUACAACUGCACCAUCUCGCUUCCAUUCCCGAUCAAACGAUCUGUGCGUCAAGGGAGCGUCGAAGCGCCGUUCUUGUAUGCCAUCUACGCCGGCGUCAUCUCCGACUAUGUCAUCCACAAGCUGCGCGACAAGAUGCUCUCUCUGGCCCUGAGGUCUGGUCCCCAAAUCGUGGAACCCAGCUUGUUUGCUGACGACACAUCGAUCUUCCUGUCGGAUCCCAACCACAUCCAUGCCCUGUUUGAAGUCUACGCAACAGUUGGCAGGGCUACCAACCUCAAGAUCAACGAGGCCAAAACCUCCGUCCUGCGUCUCGGCCCCCUUCGGGAUGCCGAUCCGCCGGACGAAUGGGUGCCUCCUGACGGCACCACUCGAGUCCUUGGCGUGCAACUUGGCUACGGCGAUCUUGCCAAAGCCAACUUCGAGCCCCUGCAAGCCAAGGUCGCGCGUGCGCUGGGUCGCUGGUCGCGCCACAGUCUCUCGAUCGCUGGCAGGGUCCUGAUUGCCAACGCCAUCGGACUCUCCCGCGUCUGGUACCACUGUCGCUUCAUCCACAUGCCCAACAAGUACUCCAAGGCACUGUCCGACACUGUCAACAAGUAUCUCUGGAAAGGCCGAUUCUCCCCGGUCGCCAGGGAGGUUGUGACCGCUCCUCCCAAAACGAUCAUGUUUGGGCUUGGACUCAUCGAUCUCCCCACCAACAUUGCAGCGACGGCUGCCCAAGCGCUAAUCAACUUCCUGUCGCCUGUUCCCAGCUUCUGGAAGUUGGUUGUCAACCACCUCGCCGAAGUGGCUGACAGACCAGCUCGGCUCUCCGACUAUCCUGUCGCCGAGUACACGGCCAUGCAGCGGCUAGUCGCCAAAUUCCCGUUCAGACUUUCGCUCUCGGUGUUCUGGCACCAUGCCUUCAGGGCGUGGCGCAGGCUGCUCCCUUUCUCUGAGCCUCCUCGCUCGAAGAACGAACUCCUCGCCACUCCCCUCUGGCGCAACCCCAUGCUUGACAAGAUCGACUUCAGGAUGCUUCGGAAACACGGCAUCUCGUACCUCCAUCAUCUCCACUCUGGCAAGAAAUGGCAGUCGGCCCGCGAUCUCCGCGAGUUCUGCGACUCCCGUCUGCCACAGGUCGAAGCCAGACUCCAAGUGAUCCGCUCUAAAGUCUCGCACAUCGACCCGUCCAAACUGCGGAUCGCCCCUGUGCGCUUCCGCGAGAACGAUUGGGUUGUUGACUCGUGGGGCUUCCUCCGCAGAAUCUUGGAAACUCCGGCCGCCGACGCCUUGUCUGUGCGCGUGAAGCCCUACGUGUUCCGCCUCCACGUGGUAUCGGAUUGGACCUCUCCGUCUGCCAAGUCCCACACCAAGCCAAGCGACCUGCUGAUGCAGCUCGCUGAAGCCUAUCCUCCACCAAAACGCCCUGAGGUCGAAGGAUUCUUCUUUGGCUCUCUGAUGCGUCUCGACGUUGACCCAACCCGGCUGCAGCUGCGUGGCGCUCCCGAGAACAUGUAUCGCUCGCUCUGCAUCGACAAAGACCUAGACGACCUUCGCCGCACCGCAAAUCGCUCCAGGAGGACGAUGCUCGAAAGCCGCCAUCCCUCCGAAAUUGAGAAUGCCCGCUACUGGCUGGCACUCUACUGUCAGAGUCAGUGCAAAGCCUCCUCGUCCACUCGAGACGAGCAUCCCCCCACGCGUGCCCACCCCCAAGGCGGCCUCACGGCCGCUCCAGGCAUGGGAGCAUGGGGUGGCGGGAACCCCGCUCGCCAAGACGGGCGCCGCGCUGCCGGCCAAGUCCGGUCUCGAGAUGAUCGACGUCAACGACCCCGACUACGCUAA